Molecule: messenger RNA, 2319 nt
Organism: Syngnathus acus (greater pipefish)
Lineage: Eukaryota; Metazoa; Chordata; Actinopteri; Syngnathiformes; Syngnathidae
Gene: pdia4
Product: protein disulfide isomerase family A, member 4
Exons: 10
Coding region: 195-2087 (630 amino acids)
Biological process (GO): protein folding; response to endoplasmic reticulum stress
Cellular component (GO): cell surface; endoplasmic reticulum; endoplasmic reticulum lumen
Molecular function (GO): protein disulfide isomerase activity
Source: RefSeq, a predicted model, not a curated record
UGGCAGCUCAGACAAGUUGCAGAUAGAGUGCCGUGAUUAGCCGAGUGGUUAUUAGCUUGUUCGAAACCAAAAAGCUAAAAGAUUACCUGCGGUCAUAAAUUGGGAUUGACCCAGGCUCUCCAUAUUUGGUGAUAUUAGAACCAUUACAAAAUUGUCAAAUUAACUGUUAGUACGAAGCCAACCGUCUUUGGACGAUGAGGAAGACUGCAUUACUGCUCAUUUUGCUACUCGGCGUCGCUCACUUGACGACCGUAUGCGGAUGUGAAGAUGAAGAAUACGAGGAGGAUAUCGAUGAAGAUGAUGACGACGACGACACAGAAGUCAAAGAGGAGAAUGGAGUGCUGGUUCUAACCGAUGACAACUUCGAUACUUUCAUGGAGGGCAAAGACACCGUGCUCAUUGAGUUCUAUGCUCCAUGGUGCGGCCACUGCAAACAGUUUGCGCCAGAGUACGAGAAUAUCGCACAGAUCCUGAAGGAGAACCAGCCUCCUAUCCCAGUGGCGAAAGUUGAUGCCACAGAGGCAAAGGACUUGGGGAGCAGGUUUGAGGUGUCGGGCUAUCCUACCAUCAAGAUCUUUAAAAAAGGCGAGGCGAUUGACUAUGAUGGCGACCGAACAGAGAAGGCUAUUGUGGCCCGUGUCCAAGAGAUUUCUCAAUCUGGCUGGAAGCCCCCACCUGAAGCCACGCUGGUGCUGACCAAGGACAACUUUGACGGGACGGUCAACAAUGCCGACAUCAUCCUAGUGGAGUUCUACGCUCCAUGGUGUGGACACUGUAAGCGCUUGGCACCUGAAUACGAGAAGGCAGCCAAGGAGUUAAGCCAGCGCUCGCCGCCCAUCCCCCUCGCCAAAGUUGAUGCCACCACAGAGUCCGACAUUGCCUCCCGCUUUGAUGUCACCGGCUACCCCACCCUUAAGAUCUUCAGGAAGGGCAAAAUGUUCGACUACAACGGGCCCAGAGAAAAGCACGGCAUUGUGGACUACAUGAGCCAGCAGGCGGGGCCUCCCUCCAAGCAGGUGCAGGCUGCCAAACAAGUGCAGGAGCUACUGAAAGACGGUGACGAUGCCAUCAUUGUUGGCGUCUUCUCCAGUGAGGAGGAUGCAGCGUACGAGACUUACAUCGAGGCUUGUCAUUCGCUCAGGGAAGAUUUCACCUUCCGUCACACCUUCAGCUCCGACGUGGCCAAGCUGCUCAAAGCGUCGCCUGGCCAGGUGGUCAUCACUCAGUCAGAAAGGUUCCGCUCUAAAUAUGAGCCAGCAUCACACACUCUUGUACUAAAGGACUCCACUUCAGCGUCGGAUGUGCAAGAGUUCUUCAAGAAGCAUGUGACCUCUUUGGUGGGCCACAGAAAGCCAAGCAAUGACGCCAAGCGCUACACAAAGAGGCCACUCGUGAUUGUGUACUACGGAGUUGACUUUAGCUAUGACUUCAAGAAAGCCACACAGUUCUGGAGGUCCAAGGUGUUGGAGGUGGCCAAGGACUUCCCUGAGUACACGUUUGCCAUCGCUGAUGAGGAAGACUAUGCGGAUGAGCUGAAGACUUUGGGCCUGAGUGAGAGCGGCGAGGACGUCAAUGUUGCUAUUCUGGCGGACGGUGGGAAAAAGUUCGCCAUGGAGCCUGAUGACUUUGACUCUGAUGUGCUGAGGGAAUUUAUUAUGGCUUUCAAAAAGGGGAAGCUGAAGCCCAUCAUCAAGUCCCAGCCUGUGCCCAAGAACAACAAAGGGCCAGUGAAGGUUGUGGUGGGAAAAACCUUUGAUGAAAUCGUCAUGGACACUCAAAAUGAUGUCCUCAUCGAGUUUUACGCUCCUUGGUGUGGACACUGUAAAAAACUGGAGCCUGAGUUUUUGGCCUUGGGCAAGAAGUACAAAGGUGAGAAGAACUUGGUGAUCGCCAAGAUGGACGCCACCGCUAACGACAUUCCAGACGACAAGUACAAAGUGGAGGGUUUCCCCACGAUAUAUUUUGCCCCGAGCAAUAGCAAACACAAUCCUGUGAAAUUUGAAGGAGGCGACAGAACAGUGGACGCCUUCAGUAAAUUUGUAGAAGAACAUGCCACAAAGUUGUCAAGCACAAAAGACGAGCUUUGAAAAGAUCACGUAUGGACUCAAACUGUGCCGCCAAAGUCCCAACUAGCGGCCCAGGAACACGUGGGAAGGUGAAGGGAACCAAGCAUCAGUGUCAACUGUUACUGAGUUGCUAUGAUUAGAGUUCAUCAUUUUAGUUCAUUCAUGUUCAUUUUUUUUUUUCCUGCUUUCUGAAAAGCAUGUGGGUUCUGAGAGUUUUUAAAUAAAACCAAACCAUGUCUUUGUUGGCCAACAC